AUGGGCACGGAAUCGUCCAUUUUCGCUCGUCGUCGCGGGAACCUGCGGGGAGGCCGCAACUCUGACAGCGGCCGAGAAGUCCCAACUGAUUGCGCGAGCGGCGCGAAUUGCCACAGACAACGCAAAGGACGAGCUCACCGUGACGGCCGGCUGCUCGGGGAGCUGCACGAGGGACGUCAUCGACCAGACGUGCGCGGCGCAGCGGUCCGGGGCCGACUUUGCGCUCGUGCUGGCGCCGGGGUCUUUCGCGUUCGACAUGGACCAGACGGCCAUUGUGGCCUUCUUCCAAGAGGUAGCCGAUGCCUCGCCCAUUCCCAUCAUCAUCUACAACUUCCCGAGCAUCGUCAAUGGACUGAACCUCAGCCCCGAGACGCUACAGCUACUCGGCCGCCACAGCAACAUCGCUGCCGUGAAGCUGACCUGCGGCGGGAUUGCCAAGGUGGCAGCAGUCGCCGCAACAGCUCCGCCCGAGUCAUUCGCCGCGCUGGCCGGCCAGGGCGACUGGCUGCUCCCCGCGCUGUCUGUGGGUGGAGUGGGUUGCAUUGCCGGCGCCUCAAACUUGUUUCCGCAGGUGAGUUUCUGGAGCAUGACCCUCGUAGAGAUUCGGCGCCUGUUCGUCAAGGGAGACAUUGCGGCGGCGGCGGAGCUGCAGCGCAGGAUGAGCCUGGCAGAGCAGGGGUUCGCGCAGGCCGGGCUAAAUGGGACCAAAUGGCUCGUGGUCAGCAAUCGUGGAUACCCGGCCGCGAGCGUGCACUGCCGCAGGCCAAUACCGCGGUUUGCGGAUGUGAAGAAGAUGGCUGA
Purpureocillium lilacinum is the source of this 801-nucleotide messenger RNA. The record is from RefSeq and is a predicted model, not a curated record. Lineage: Eukaryota; Fungi; Ascomycota; Sordariomycetes; Hypocreales; Ophiocordycipitaceae.